This is a messenger RNA of Suillus paluster, 550 nucleotides long. Its product is annotated as cytochrome c oxidase polypeptide IV. The record is from RefSeq and is a predicted model, not a curated record. The transcript has 3 exons. Gene Ontology annotation, biological process: mitochondrial electron transport, cytochrome c to oxygen. The coding region runs from base 86 to 550 and encodes 154 amino acids. Lineage: Eukaryota; Fungi; Basidiomycota; Agaricomycetes; Boletales; Suillaceae. Gene Ontology annotation, cellular component: mitochondrial envelope.
GACGGGCGUAUGUCACGUCAUCACGUGUGACAUAGACACUUUCCAAGUCACGCUUCCAACCCGCACCUCAACCUCAUAGCACAUCAUGCUGAACGCUGCUCUCCGUGCCGUCUGCCCCGUUGCCGUGCGCAGCAUGCGCAGGUCGACACCUUCCACCGCUUUCCGCGCGCUUUCCACUACCACUCCUCGUUUUUCGGGUCCCGCACCUCCUUCGAUCUUCGGGGAGGGUGCUAAGCCCGGUGAAAUUCCUUCCGACGAGCAACAAGCAACUGGUCUGGAGCGCUUCCAGCUUCUCGGGGAGAUGCAGGGUAUUGAGGCGUUUGACGUGGAGCCUCUUGACUCGAGUCGUGUGGGCACUCUGGCAGACCCGAUCAAAGUCUUUUCACUGGACACGUCUCGCAUUGUGGGAUGCACUGGUUCGCCAGCAGAAAGCCAUGAGUUGCACUGGUUCACUGUCAAUAAAGAGAAAAACCGUCGUUGCCCUGAAUGCGGCUCUGUCUACGCACUCGACUUCCAGGGUGUGGAACACCAUGAUGCUCACCACCAUUAA